UGUGGAGGUAAGUUCUAAGGCAGGUUUUAGCAUUUGAAAAUUGUUUCAAACUUUAAAUAGAAGAAUUGACAAUCAUCCUUGUUAUAGCGUGCGGUGUGGUGUGACACAAUGUUUGAUUAGUGUCGGUGUGUCAAUCUAGCAAAAACAAGUGAUUUAGAUGGAGCACUUUUUAUUUUCUUAAAAUUAAAGAGGGAUUCAAAUCACUUUUUAUUUACUCACCGAUGGCUCUGAAGCUCGCUACCACUUUCCCCAUCUCUGCCUCCAAUGCCGACCAAUCAUCCCGGAGGCCCACCGGAAAGCCCAACAAAAACCCAUCAAAGCCCAAAGUGGACCCACAAUCACACCCAGCACUUAAGUUUUCAAACAUACCCAAACAGAAACUAAAACCAGUAAACAAAACCCCCGAAAAUGUAAAAAUUAGCGAAGACGGAGUCUCCUACGUAAUCGAAGGUGCUCCAUUCGAAUUCAAAUACAGUUACACCGAAACUCCUAAAUCCAAACCCGUUCAAAUGCGUGAACCUCCUUUUGUUCCCUUUGGACCGGUUACUAUGCCCAGACCUUGGACCGGUCGGCCUCCACUUCCGCCGAGUAAGAAGAAGCUCAAGGAGUUUGAUUCUUUUGUUCUUCCCCCGCCACAUAAGAAGGGUGUUAAACCGGUUCAGUCUCCCGGUCCGUUUUUGCCCGGGACUAGCCCGAGGUAUGUGAUGUCUAGAGAAGAAGUGUUGGGUGAACCGUUGACGAAGGAGGAGAUUAAUGAGUUGGUUCGAAGUACCUUGAAAUCUAGUCGCCAACUCAAUUUGGGUAGAGAUGGUUUCAUACAUAACAUGUUGGAUAAUAUACAUGCUCAUUGGAAGCGUCGAAGGGUGUGUAAGAUCAAGUGCAUAGGAGUGUGUACGGUUGACAUGGAUAAUGUGUGCCAGCAAUUGGAGGAAAAGACAGGAGGGAAAGUCAUUUACAGAAGAGGUGGUGUUAUAUACCUUUUCCGAGGAAGAAAUUACAAUCAUAAAACACGUCCGCGUUUUCCUCUCAUGUUGUGGAAACCUGUGCCUCCAGUAUAUCCUAGGCUGAUUCAGCAAGUUCCAGAAGGUUUAACGUUAGAAGAAGCAACUGAAAUGCGUCAAAAGGGAAGGACAUUGACUCCCAUAUGCAAGCUAGGAAAAAAUGGUGUUUAUUAUAACCUUGUAAACAAUGUUAGAGAGGCAUUUGAAGAGUGUGAACUAGUACGUGUAAACUGUCAAGGACUAAAUAAAAGUGACUAUCGAAAGAUUGGAGCAAAACUAAGGGAUCUUGUUCCGUGCACAUUGCUUUCAUACGAAAAUGAGCAUAUACUUAUGUGGAGAGGACGGAAUUGGAAGUCCUCUUUUCCAGAUCUCGUAGAGGACUUCAAGGAAGCCACUAAAGCUGAUGCUGACAACAAAAAUGACAAAACACUGCAGUCAGAAGCCCUAGAUGUCUCAACACCAAGUCUAAAUCAUAAUCCCGUGGAGCAUGUAAGCAAUUUAUCACAUGACACUAGCAUAUCCUUUUGUCCAGAUGAUGUGACUGUGGAUAAGGUUCCCUGUCCCACCAAAAAUAGCAAGCAAUCUAUGUCGGUGGUUGCUGAUGCUUCACUUACAAAAGUCUAUGAAGCUGAAACCACAAAUGUUGCCACAGAUUCCUAUGGUGAGCCAGAAUCUUGCAGCAACACCAGCCCAGGUAUGACCAUUUCACAUGAUAGUAGGCACACUGAAUGCCCCUCAAACGCUAUCAGUGAUAGCCAUGGAACUUCGGAUAUAAUGGAUGACAAAGGCUUUGGUGAUUGUCUUUCUACUUCAAUUUCAGGAUCAAAUGCAAUGCUAGGAUCUAGAAACAGUAAUAUCUACGGCACAGUGGAUCCUCACGCUGAUGAGUUGCUAAAUGAUUCAGGAGCUGCUGAUGUCAGUCCGCUACCAAGGGCAGCUGCCCCUUUUAUGAAAGGAAUUUCAUUGCUAUUGGAGCAAGCUGUUGAGCAAGGCAAUGCACUUGUUUUAGAUAAAGAUUCUUUGGAUGCAGACAAUGUUUAUCGAACCACAGUUUCCUUUGCACAAUCAGCUCCACCUGGACCUGUUUUUAUGAAACAUAGAAAGGUUGCGGUUCAAAAAAGUGACAAGCAAGAAGCUCUGACUCCGGAGACAAGAGAAACUACCACUGUUACCACAAAAGGUACCACCGUUGCCACAAAAGGUAAAAGGGAGAGGAGUCCUAGAAUUCGAAGAAAAGAAAAUUUUGAUGAGCGGUUUAUGAACCUUGUACCGCAAGGAACAUUAGGAGUUGAUGAACUUGCUAAACUACUAACAUGAUACUGGCUGGAAUUAUGAUGCCAUCAGAGUGUAUUUUUUCCCAACUGAACCUUACUUAGUGCAUCUUUUAACAGUAAAAUAUUAAGUUUGAUUCUGCUGUCUCUGUCCUUUGCACUACUUUUGUUAUUAUUCGUAUAUUAUUAUCUUAAUAUUCUAGGUUGCCAAUGGCUA
Molecule: messenger RNA, 2489 nt
Organism: Medicago truncatula (barrel medic)
Lineage: Eukaryota; Viridiplantae; Streptophyta; Magnoliopsida; Fabales; Fabaceae
Product: CRS2-associated factor 1, chloroplastic
Exons: 5
Coding region: 222-2318 (698 amino acids)
Biological process (GO): Group II intron splicing
Molecular function (GO): RNA binding
Source: RefSeq, a predicted model, not a curated record